Molecule: messenger RNA, 1897 nt
Organism: Branchiostoma belcheri (Belcher's lancelet)
Lineage: Eukaryota; Metazoa; Chordata; Leptocardii; Amphioxiformes; Branchiostomatidae
Product: deoxynucleoside triphosphate triphosphohydrolase SAMHD1-like
Exons: 17
Coding region: 30-1886 (618 amino acids)
Biological process (GO): defense response to virus; dGTP catabolic process; regulation of innate immune response
Cellular component (GO): nucleus
Molecular function (GO): dGTPase activity; protein binding
Source: RefSeq, a predicted model, not a curated record
UAUAGUCUUUUUUCACAAGUCUCUCCAAAAUGGCGGCCAGAAAGCGAAAGUUUGCGGACGCCGUUAAAAAUGAGGCGUUUUCUGGCGCAAACGGCGCCGCAAAACAUCCCAGAUGGUCUCCGGAGGACUUCAGAGAGUGGACUGUGAACGACGUCUGCAACUUUCUCACCGAAAACGGACAGAGUGGCGAUACAGUCGAGGUCUUCAAACGUGAGGAGAUAUGUGGAGCUGUAUUGCCAGAACUUACCGAAGAGAGACUGGAGAAAAUGGGGUUCAGAACAAUGGGAAAAAGACUACUGCUGAUGAAGCUGCUAGACCGGUUCAAACUCGUUCCAGUCUCACUGGAGAACUGCAAGAUUUUCAAUGAUCCAAUCCACGGCCACAUAGAGAUGCACCCGCUCUGUAUCAAGAUCAUUGACACGCCACAGUUCCAGAGACUGAGAUUCAUCAAGCAGCUGGGAGCAUGUUACUGGGUCUUCCCUGGUGCCUCUCAUAACAGAUUUGAGCACUGCCUGGGUGUGUGUCACUUGGCUGGAUGUCUGGUGAAGACCCUGAGGAAGCGGCAGCCUGAGCUGGGCAUCAGUGAUGUGGACAUGCUGUGUGUGGAGAUAGCAGGGCUCUGUCAUGACUUGGGGCAUGGACCAUUUUCUCAUUUCUUUGACGGACAGUUCAUCCCUUUGGCCAGACCGGGCUUCAAAUGGAAGCACGAGCAUGCGUCUGUGCAGAUGUUUGACCACAUGAUUGAGCAGAAUGACCUGAAGAACGUGUUUCUGGAGUACAACGUCGGGGAGAGGGACCUCCUCUUCAUCAAGGAACAGAUCGCAGGGCCGCUGGCCGUGGCCAGGGACCAGGCAUGGCCAUACAAAGGCAGAGACCAAGAAAAGAGUUUCCUGUAUGAGGUUGUAGCCAACAAGAGGAAUGGUAUUGACGUGGACAAGUGGGACUACUUUGCGCGGGACUGCCACCACCUGGGCAUCUCCAACAAGUUUGACCACAUGCGCUUCAUGAAGUUCGCCCGGGUCAUCAGUGUGGAAGGGCGCCGGCAGAUCUGCACCAGGGACAAGGAAUGUAGUAACCUGUACGACAUGUUCCACACUCGGAGCAGCCUCCAUCGCAGAGCCUAUCAGCACAAGGCUAACAAGUGUGUGGAGAUCAUGAUUGUAGAAGCUCUACUCAAAGCAGACAAGUACAUAAGAAUACCUGGCAAGGAGGGUGCUGAAGUGAAGCUGUCGGAGACCCCGGAUGACAUGCACGCCUACACCCAGCUGACUGACCACAUCUUCCAGCAGGUGCUGUACUCGCGGGAGCCUGAGCUGGAGGAGGCUAGGAGUAUUCUCAGGGACGUGGAGAGCCGCCGACUGUACCGCUGUGUGGGGCAGACACGGCCGCAACAAGGCUGCCUCAUUUCACAGGAUGAAGCUCCGUCCUGGUCAGAGGAGAUAGUGACAUCUCUGACAGAGGAGGAGCUGGGAGCCCCUCAGCUCAGUCCUGGGGACAUCGCUGUCAGUGUAGUAGACAUGGAUUAUGGAAUGGGUGAUAAGAACCCGAUUGACCACGUCAGGUUCUACGACAAGAGUAAGAUGGACAACGCCUGCAGGGUCAGGAAGGAAGAGGUCUCCCAGAUGCUGCCUGAAACCUUUGCAGAGCAGCAUAUACGAGUGUACUGCAAGAAGAGAGACCAGCGAAGUAUCGAUAUUGCGGAAAGGUGUUUCAUACAGUGGUGUGCUGACAGACAGGACAGACUGAAGAAACCCAAGGGUGGAAAGGCAUCAGCACCAGAGCUGACUCCACUGAAGAAGGAUGAGAAGGAAGACGAGGCCGGCACCUCGCGAUUGGUCCAGCCUCCGGGACAACACGACUCCGUCAGGAGCAGACUGUCACUGUAGUCUGGUGUCAG